Molecule: messenger RNA, 990 nt
Organism: Podospora bellae-mahoneyi
Lineage: Eukaryota; Fungi; Ascomycota; Sordariomycetes; Sordariales; Podosporaceae
Exons: 2
Coding region: 1-837 (278 amino acids)
Biological process (GO): regulation of transcription by RNA polymerase II
Molecular function (GO): RNA polymerase II cis-regulatory region sequence-specific DNA binding; DNA-binding transcription factor activity, RNA polymerase II-specific
Source: RefSeq, a predicted model, not a curated record
AUGUCCACCAGCGCUUACUCCCCCCAACCCCACUCCCCCUGCGUCCCAUCUGAGGAACAGGGGGAGUGGGUGUGGGUUCCGAAGACGGCCAUGCCUUCUCAGGCUGGUCAGCUCGACUACCAAUUCACCACCACACCACUCUUCACACCCGCCUUCGGUGACUCCUCCGUUUCACCCAGCACACUCUCCGCCGACCCGUGGGACUCGUUGAUGAUGACAGGCAGCCCUGCUGACGCCCUUCUCGAAGACUUUGGCCAUGUGGGCCGGUCGGAUCUCUUUCCUGAAGUUGUUCUGCCCCUUCAGGACUUCCUUACGGACGAUCUCCUCACCCCCUUUAUGGACGCUACGCUCUUCCCUGCUGUCGAUAUGAACUUGAACCUGGACACCUUCGUGCCUGAUGUUACAACGCCUUUUUCUGACUUCGGCGUCGCCCUCAGCCCCACGUCGUCUGUUCACGAGAGCUCUCCGACAUUCAGCUACAGCCCUCCCAUUUUCGACUCACCCUUUCCGGCUACCACUGGGGCUUCUUCCGAUAUCCCCUCUCCCUCUACUCCUCACAUCCACUCGUGCUCCGAGUCCAACUGCUCCAAGACCUUUGACAAAGUGUCUGAUCUCAAGAGACACGAACGUAAACACCGCCAGCCAUUCCGAUGCGAGCUCUGUGGCAAGGGACACCUUGACAAGCGCGCGCUUGGUCGGCACUUGUGGGCGAAACACCCCGAGUACGCUCAGCAACACAACACCAGGUCAGAGCGGAUAAGGUGCACCGAGUGCGACUACGAGGGGAGGGCAGAUAAUGUCGCCCGACACUCGAAGCGGCAUGCCAAGAAGCGGUAGGGGGUGGAAGUGGUGUGUGAGCGCAUGUGUGUGUGUGUCAUGAUACCCGUGAAGUCUUCUCCUUUUGUGUUUUCUCACCUCUUUUUGUUUCAGCGUGCAUAUCUUGUUUUGGCGUUUUUUUUUUGGGAAUUUGGAGAGAAGGAUAGGGCCCGU